Molecule: messenger RNA, 840 nt
Organism: Cladophialophora immunda
Lineage: Eukaryota; Fungi; Ascomycota; Eurotiomycetes; Chaetothyriales; Herpotrichiellaceae
Exons: 1
Coding region: 59-637 (192 amino acids)
Molecular function (GO): carbon-sulfur lyase activity
Source: RefSeq, a predicted model, not a curated record
CCUGAGUAUCCUGUUGCUCUAAAACUCAUUCUUGCAUAAGAAUUCAGUGCAGAAGCCUAUGCCGAUUUCGAGUCCUGCAUCACGCUUGACAGCCAUCCAUAAGCAAACAAUCAUGUCCGCUCAAGAAGGCACCGACAAAUCCAAGCCCUACAUUCCUCUUGCUGGUAGCGCCGAUGAUGGCUGGUCCAAAGAGGGAGAAGCGACAGCGACCUGCUUCUGCGGCGCCGUACAGCUGAAAUUCCCCGUCGAAAAACCGGGUCUCAUCACAAGUUUCGUCUGCAACUGCACCGACUGCCGCAAGAUCACCGCCUCCAUGUUUGCAUCGAACUUCGUCGUCGCCGACCCUGAUGUAACCCACCUGCGUGGCAAAGACAACCUGACCGUGUUCAGCCAAUCCAAGACCAUUGCCUCGGGGAACACCAUGACCAACUAUUUCUGCUCCACGUGUGGCACGCUCAUGUAUCGCAUCAGCUCCCGCAAUCCAGACAUGCUCGUGUUGCGUAUCGGUACAGUGGACGACUUCCAUUUGCAUGAGACAAAGUUGAAGCCCCAAGUGGAGCAGUUUGUAAAAGACCGGGUUAGUUGGUUGAGUGGCGCGGAGGGAGUUCAGCAGGUCGAGGGGUCUUUUUUUCGCUGAAACUGGCCUCGUCGGUAUUGGUAUGCGCAGGGCUCAAGGGGGAAAGUUGAGUAGGGAUUAGCGCUAAUCUUUCCGGCAAGCUCCUACUAUGGGAGCUUGACUUGCAUCAAAAGCAGAUGCUGGGUACAGAUGAAUGGACCCAUCAGGAAUGAGGAAGCGGGUGACGCAUCGAUUCCCAUAGCCUUGUAUUUAUGAUAACAAAU